AUGCGAUGGUCGCCGUCCCCUGCCGAGACAUUCUCGCCUAGCCACUCCACUGCGCCCCAGUGCCACCUAUCCCGCCUCACCCACCGUCGCAUCUUACCGAUUGAAAGAAACGCAAGAGUGAGGGACGACGGAGACGCGCAAACAGCAACAAUUUUUUUAUUAUUCAGUACUGCUACCAAAAGGUCAUUCUAUGACAAAGAACUCAUUGGGGAACAGCAGUUGCACCGGGUUACCUGGUAUAAGACCAACAUAUUGUUCCCAAAAAGAAACAUAAGUUGCAAUUUUAUAAGAUGGAAAAGCAUACAAAAUAAAGAAAGAAUUGGGAUAUACAUCCACAUGGGUUGCUAA
Molecule: messenger RNA, 348 nt
Organism: Triticum turgidum subsp. durum (durum wheat)
Lineage: Eukaryota; Viridiplantae; Streptophyta; Magnoliopsida; Poales; Poaceae
Source: the annotation of a GenBank genome assembly